This is a messenger RNA of Bubalus bubalis (water buffalo), 4627 nucleotides long. It is a transcript of the gene SH2B1, whose product is annotated as SH2B adaptor protein 1. The transcript is spliced from 8 exons. The record is from RefSeq and is a predicted model, not a curated record. NCBI's taxonomy places the organism in Eukaryota, Metazoa, Chordata, Mammalia, Artiodactyla, Bovidae. Gene Ontology annotation, molecular function: transmembrane receptor protein tyrosine kinase adaptor activity. Gene Ontology annotation, cellular component: plasma membrane. Bases 1959 to 4229 code for a protein of 756 amino acids. Gene Ontology annotation, biological process: intracellular signal transduction.
UGGGGGCGGGCGUGGGGGGCGGGGGCUAGAGGCAGGAGGGGCGCUCGGCCCCGGAGAGUGCAGCAGAGAGGGCUGCUUCCUUGGGGGCUGCGGCCCCGGGGAAUGGGCGGGUAGAGGGUGUCCGGGGAGGAGGGUCGGGUCGGAGUGGAUUGACCACCGGGUCCGGAGGGUCCGAGCCAGGAGCGGAGCCUGCACCCUCCACCACCCGCCCUUCGGGAAAUAUCAGAACUGAGCCAAGAGGCAGGUGCAGUGGGAAAACGUAUCUGAGUCCCGCUUGACGAAAGAGAAACUGACUCACCAGCUUACGGCCCGCAGGGUCAGCGGGCCUGAAGGGGGGCUGGGUCUGCCUGUGGUGCAGAGGGUUGGGUGGGCCGGUGUGAGCUGAGGUGGCCUCUGCCUGGAGAUUGGGCUCUGCUGUGUCUACACCUCUUGGCUCGGUUCCCCCGUGCUCCAUGACUCUUUCAUCUCCUGGCGUCUUCUCGUUGGUUUGGAAUUGCCCCUAUGGUUGGAGCCAUCUGACUGUGUAGGGUCCAAGCCAAAGAGAAAGGGGAGGGGGCGCUAACCUGGGUCUGAACAGGAGUCUGGGGUUUGGGGAGAUUUGCCUGAACUGCCUUCCCACUCUUCUUGGUGCCAGUCAUCUUCAAGUAUAACAUGGGGGAGGAACCCUAACAGAAGAGCCAUGGGUUUGUAAAUUCCCUGUCCAGCUUUGCCACUUGCUAGUUGUAAGACCUUGGGAAGGCUCUUCCUUUUGCUGAUUUCUCUUUGAGAAAAUCAGAACCCCAUAAAGAUAGUAAUAAUGACUGUCAUUUGUUGUGUGCUUACUUUGUGUCAAGCCGGGACACGUCCUGUUUAAUUCUCCCAACAGUUCUAGGGGUUAGGGAUCAUUAGUUCUGUUUUAUAAAUACGAAAACCAAAGCUGAGAGAGGACGUGUAAUUUGUUCAAGAUCACCCAGCUAAUAAGUGGCAGUGAUGGAAUUUCAUCCUAAGUCUAACUCCAGAACCUAUGGCCUUAACCACCAAGCUAACCAGCCUUUAGGGCACACUCCUCUGUGAGAGAAGAGGAAGGUGGGAAACCCAAGGCCCCAGCUCCCUGUUUUGUUUUACUUUGUGGCCAGCAAAGACUCACCCAGACCCAGCCCACACUGCUGCUGCCUCUGGGCCCCAGGCUGGAGGGCCACCCAAGAAGUGGGCUCUGGCCGUUCCAAGCCUUCCAAGUACAGUCUUGGUUACUGGGCCCUGGGGUUGGCUUUCAUCGGUCUGUCCUUAAUGAGCAACCUCCGUCCUCAGUGAUGGACCGUGGGAGGCAGGGUCUCUUAAGCUCUGCAGGCCUGGCUCCCUUGCAACCUGGGGCAGUGAGGGGCAGUGAGGGGCAGUGACUUGAGACUGGCACAGUCAGUGCCUGGGGACGAGGACUAUGCGGUGGGAAAGACAGGAGACUUGGAGUUCUGAAAUUUUCUGAGCUCCGGGUUCCUCUUCUGUUACAGAGGUUGUUAAAACCUCUCGCAGGGAAAGGUAAGAACGGCAACUGGGAAGCAGGUGAUAAAUAUCAAAGGAUCAUUUUAGAGAAGGGAGGGAACGUGGAACAGAUUCCUGUUUAGAGGAAGGCGCUGUCCAGCCGUCCAUCACACCUGGAGCUGAAGCCAGGGAAUGUGGAUUGGGGAGGCAGCAGGGGGAGGGGUGCAGGCUAGACAUUGGAGUAGGGGGGCGGUUGAUUGGCUGGGGCUUGUGGGGCUCAAGGACCUGGGGAAGGGCAGGGAGGCAGUGUGGUGUGUGUUCCAGUUGCACUCUAAGAAGUCUAGACCAGAGGAGGGGGUCUGGCCCCGUCCCACCUCAGCAGUGACUCCAUAUAUGUGCCUCUUCCUUCUGCAGCUGCUGCCGCUCACCCCGUGUCUUCUGGCCGCUUCUCUCUUUGCCGCCCCUCCCCACAGGCUCCCCCUCUCCACCUCCUGGGGGCCAUCAUGAAUGGUGCCCCUUCCCCAGAGGAUGGGGCCUCGCCCUCCCCUCCCCCGUUGCCCCCGCCGCCUCCCCCGAGUUGGCGGGAGUUCUGCGAGUCUCACGCCCGGGCAGCCGCCCUGGAUUUUGCCCGCCGUUUUCGCCUCUACCUGGCCUCUCACCCCCAGUACGCGGGGCCAGGGGCCGAGGCCGCCUUCUCCCGCCGUUUUGCCGAGCUCUUCCUGCAGCACUUUGAAGCGGAGGUGGCCCGGGCCUCUGGCUCCCUGUCGCCACCCCUCCUGGCUCCUCUGAGUCCUGGUGUGGAGGUCCCGCCACACGACCUGUCCCUUGAGAGCUGCAGGGCGGGCGGGCCCCUGGCUGUGCUGGGCCCUUCUCGCUCAUCUGAGGACCUGGCCGGCCCCCUCCCUUCCUCGGUCUCUUCCUCUUCUACAACCUCCUCGAAGCCGAAGCUCAAGAAGCGCUUCUCUCUCCGCUCAGUGGGUCGCUCGGUCCGCGGUUCAGUCCGCGGCAUCCUGCAGUGGCGGGGGACCGUUGACCCACCCUCUCCAGCGGGGCCCCUAGAGACGGCUUCGGGGCCCCCGGCAUUAGGUGGGAACAGCAACUCCAACUCCUCUGGCGGGGCUGGGACUGUCAGCAGGGGACUGGUCAGUGACGGGACGUCCCCCGGGGACAGAUGGACUCACCGUUUUGAGAGGCUGAGACUCAGUCGGGGAGGGGGGGCCUUGAAGGAUGGUGCAGGCGUGGUGCAGCGGGAAGAGCUGCUGAGUUUCAUGGGGGCUGAAGAGGCUGCCCCUGACCCCUCCGGAGUGGGCCGGGGAGGAGGGGCAGCGGGGCCUACCUCAGGGGGAGGGGGGCAGCCUCAGUGGCAGAAGUGUCGCUUGCUGCUUCGAAGUGAAGGAGAAGGAGGAGGAAGUCGGCUAGAGUUCUUCGUACCCCCCAAGGCGUCUCGGCCUCGACUGAGCAUUCCCUGCUCCACCAUCACCGACGUGCGGACGACUACAGCCCUGGAGAUGCCUGACCGGGAGAACACCUUUGUGGUUAAGGUGGAAGGCCCCUCGGAGUACAUCCUGGAGACAGCUGAUGCGCUACAUGUGAAGGCCUGGGUGUCUGACAUCCAAGAAUGCCUGAGCCCGGGACCCUACCCUGCUACCAGUCCCCGCCCCAUGACCCUCCCCCUGGCCCCUGGGACCUCCUUCCUGACAAGGGAGAACACAGACAGCCUGGAGCCGCCCUGCCUGAACCACUCGGAGAGUCUGCCCAGCCAGGGCCUGCUGCUGGGACCCAGUGAGAGCAGCGACCGCCUUUCGCAGGGGGCCUACGGAGGCCUGUCAGACCGCCCCUCAGCAUCCAUCUCCCCCAGUUCCACCUCCAUCGCUGCCUCCCAUUUUGACUCAAUGGAACUGCUUCCCCCAGAGUUGCCCCCCCGGAUCCCCAUUGAAGAGGGACCCCCAGCAGGGACCGUUCAUCCCCUCGCAGCCCCUUACCCACCCCUGGACACUCCGGAAACAGCCACAGGGUCCUUACUGUUCCAAGGAGAGCCAGAGGGAGGCGAGGGGGACCAGCCCCUCUCAGGGUAUCCUUGGUUCCACGGGAUGCUCUCUCGACUCAAGGCCGCCCAGCUAGUGCUGGCUGGAGGCACUGGCUCCCAUGGGGUUUUCCUGGUACGUCAGAGUGAGACGAGGCGAGGUGAAUAUGUCCUCACUUUCAACUUCCAGGGCAAGGCCAAGCACCUGCGUCUGUCGCUGAAUGAGGAAGGUCAGUGCCGGGUCCAGCACCUGUGGUUCCAGUCCAUCUUUGAUAUGCUCGAGCAUUUCCGGAUGCACCCCAUCCCCCUGGAGUCUGGAGGCUCCAGUGACGUUGUCCUUGUCAGCUAUGUCGUGUCCUCCCAGCGACAGCAGGAACCGAGCACCUCCCAUGACCCACCCCAGCCCCCUGAACCCCCUUCAUGGACAGAUCCCCCACAUCCUGGGGCAGAAGAGGCGUCGGGGGCGCCAGAAGUGGCGGCAGCAGCAGCCGCAGCAGCCAAAGAGAGGCAAGAGAAAGAGAAAGCGGGCAGUGGAGGGAUCCAGGAAGAGCUGGUCCCCGUGGUUGAGCUGGUCCCCGUGGUUGAAUUGGAAGAGGCCGUAGCCCCAGGCACGGAGGCCCAGGGAGGUGCUGGAUCUGCUGGGGCGCCGGGGGUGACCCUGAUGGUGCAGCUCCAGCAGUUACCACUAGGGGGCGACGGAGAAGAAGGGGGCCAUCCCAGAGCCAUAAAUAACCAGUACUCCUUUGUGUGAGACACCCUACCCCACCCUCUCUCUUCUUGCUCCCCAGCCCACAGUUGGUGAGAUUGGGGCUGGGCCGAGACACAGAGGAGCGGUGGGAAUCCCCUCCCCACAUGCUUCCUGACCCUUGACGGCCAAGGGCAUGUAUGUUGGUACAAAAAGUUUCAAAAGCCCUAACUCCCCAGUUCAUACACUACAGGUGCCCCAUCCCCUGGGCAGGGGAUUCAGGCUCCAUUACCUCCCUACGGGGCUCUUAUGGCCAGCCCCAUCCCUGGGGGCCAUUUCCCCAUUAACCACCCCUCAGCCCAAGGAAGGGUUGAGGGGGAAGGGCUGUCAGUUAUAUUAAGGUGGUUGUUCUUGUUGUUUUAAACAAAAUGGAGAAGCAUAACUAAAUAAAAAGGUUUAUCUCA